Hippocampus comes (tiger tail seahorse) is the source of this 1682-nucleotide messenger RNA. Its product is annotated as guanine nucleotide-binding protein subunit alpha-14-like. Gene Ontology annotation, cellular component: heterotrimeric G-protein complex; cytoplasm. The record is from RefSeq and is a predicted model, not a curated record. The transcript has 6 exons. Gene Ontology annotation, biological process: adenylate cyclase-modulating G protein-coupled receptor signaling pathway; phospholipase C-activating dopamine receptor signaling pathway. Gene Ontology annotation, molecular function: G protein-coupled receptor binding; G-protein beta/gamma-subunit complex binding; GTPase activity. NCBI's taxonomy places the organism in Eukaryota, Metazoa, Chordata, Actinopteri, Syngnathiformes, Syngnathidae. The coding region runs from base 39 to 1163 and encodes 374 amino acids.
AGCGCGAGGCAACACUGGCGUGCGUUUGAGACUCAGACAUGGGAGGAUGCUGCAUGUCGUCCGAGGCCCGGGUGAGGCAGCAGAUCAACGACGAAAUCGAGAAGCAGCUGAAGAGAGACAAGAAGAACUGCCGCCGGGAGCUCAAGCUGCUCCUCUUAGGCACGGGCGAGAGCGGUAAGAGCACCUUCAUCAAACAGAUGAGGAUCAUCCACGGAGGAGGAUACAGCGAGGAGGACAAGCGAAACUACGCCAAGCUGGUUUACCAGAACAUCUACACGUCCAUGCAGACCAUCAUCCGAGCCAUGGAGACCCUGCACAUCCCCUUCCAUGACAUACACCAUCAGGUAAAAAAGGAAGGCUCUCUGCCGCAAACACGUCAUUUGGACGUCUGUGCUGUGUGGCAGAUGAGUGCCAACACGCUGCUGGAGGUGGAGGUGGCCAAGGUGGACGACCUUGAUCAAGAGCACGCGGCAGCCAUCGGGAGAUUGUGGAAUGAUGGCGGGUUGCAGGAAUGCUUCGAUCGCCGCCGGGAAUACCAGCUGUCCGACUCCACCAAGUACUAUCUCACCGAACUAGAUCGCAUCUCGCAGCCCUGCUACGUACCCAACCUCCAGGAUAUCCUGCGAGUCCGGGUUCCUACGACAGGCAUUAUCGAGUACCCCUUCGACAUGGAGAGCGUCAUCUUCAGGAUGGUGGACGUGGGCGGUCAACGUUCUGAGCGGAGGAAGUGGAUCCACUGCUUCGAGGGCGUCACAUCCAUCAUGUUCCUGGUGGCGCUCAGCGAGUACGACCAAGUUUUGGCGGAGUCCGACAAUGAAAACCGCAUGGAGGAGAGCAAGGCUCUGUUCAAGACCAUCAUCACAUACUCAUGGUUCCAGAGCUCCUCCGUCAUCCUGUUCCUCAACAAGACGGACAUCCUCCAGGAGAAGAUCCUGCACUCCCACCUGGCCGACUACUUCCCACAAUUCUCUGGGCCUCGUCACGACGCGUCGGCAGCUCAAGAGUUUAUCCUCAAGAUGUACCAGGAACAAAACCCGGAUAAGGACAAGAAGGUCUACCCGCACUUCACCUGCGCCACUGACACGGAGAACAUCCGCUUCGUGUUCGCCGCCGUCAAGGACACCAUCCUCAGACAGAACCUUCAGGUCUUCAACCUGCUUUAACCGCCACAACCAUAUUCUUUUUUUUAAAAAAAAUUUCAUUGUCAAAAGUCGGUGCCUUUCUAUUUAUUCAGUUUCAGUGUAAUAACCCAAGUUGUGCCUUAGCAAAAACUCUUCGGCAUUUUUGGAAAGAAAAUUUGUGUUCGUAUUUUUGCUAAAAGUGAGGUUGGUGCAGUGCGGAAAGAGAUGCAGAAAGCAAGCACACCAAUUAUUUAUUUAUUAAACAGAAAGAAGUCACUGCAGUGAACACCUGAAAACGUACAUCAGCACCAAAAUAUACUCGAGCAAAAAUAAAAAAAAAGAAUGUUGAUGACCAUUAGAUUCCCUUCUUUUAAAUAGAUUUUUCUUUUCGCUUUAUAAACAUGUUUGGCCUUGCAUAUCAUUACUGUCCAACGAGAAGCAUGUACAUUAUCUCCAGAGUUUGUUUGGAUUACUUUGUACCUUGAAUUUUUUCAUAAGGGGGGAGUCAAAUUAAGUGAUGAAUAUCCAAUAUUGUGAGAUUGUUAAGUUUUUAUCUGAAAA